Molecule: messenger RNA, 2151 nt
Organism: Macadamia integrifolia
Lineage: Eukaryota; Viridiplantae; Streptophyta; Magnoliopsida; Proteales; Proteaceae
Product: pentatricopeptide repeat-containing protein At4g35850, mitochondrial
Exons: 13
Coding region: 132-1457 (441 amino acids)
Cellular component (GO): mitochondrion
Molecular function (GO): protein binding
Source: RefSeq, a predicted model, not a curated record
UAGUUCAGCCAAGACCAACCGGGUUCAAAUGAUUGUUAUUUCAUGUUCUUCCUUAAACCCUUGCAGGCCUUCCUGACCAUCUUCUGUUACCGUUUCGACCUUCGAGAGUCGAGACCUUCGAAUCUUCAAUCAUGAAGUUCAUACAAUCCAUUACUGGGCAUCGUCGAGCAUUGACUCGAGUUCUAGGGUUCCGUACCUUUGCUGCUUCGACGGAAGAAUACGCGAAGAGAAAUUAUGCAAACAAUGUUUCAGAGUAUAACACUGUUAUGGGUUCUCUAACUGCUCAACGAAGGCAUUUCUUGCUGAGAGAUGUCUACGAUGAUAUGCUGCUCGAUGGAGUACAGCCAACCAGAGAUACAUUUCAUUCGCUGAUCAUUGGCACUAUGAAGGGAGCUCGUUUGCAGGAUGCUUUUUUCUUCAGAGAUGAAAUGAAGUCAAUGGGUUUGUUACCUGAUGUUUCUUUAUACAACUUCUUGAUUUCAACCUGUGGAAAAUGCAAGAAUUCUGACCCUGCAGUACAUAUUUUGGAAGAAAUGAAGAGAAACGAGGUCAAACCAAAUGGGCAAACCUACAUCUGUCUGCUCAAUGCGUGUGCAGCAACUGGCCGAUUGGAUCGAGUAUAUGCAAUUGUCCGUGAUAUGACUGCAGCUGGUCUUGGUUUAAACAAGUUUUGCUAUGCUGGACUUAUAGCCGCACAUAGAAACAAGACACCAACAACAGAUGAUACAACUGCAAAAAUAAUUGAGCUUGUUGAACAGUCGAAGGGCUGGUCUUCAGUCGAUGCGUCCAGCGAUUCUGCUGAAAAUGUGAUGAUGGGUGUCCCCGAGGAAGAACUAUAUAAUAUCCCAACAGCGGAAUUUGUGCAUAGACGUGCAUUUCUAAAUAGGCAACUGACAGUUUAUCAUGUUGCAUUUCAUGCUUGUGCAGAGCUUAAGAGUACAGAGACAUUGGAAACACUUUUGGAGAUGCUCAAGAAGGAUGGUAAAACUCCUGAUGUAUUUAUAGUGAUGCAAUCUAUGAGGUGUUAUUUACAUUCUGGAGACAUUGAUCAUGGGCUAAAAUUGUUUGAGGACUACAUGAGUUCAGGGAAGCCGCCAAUGGUUGAACUAUAUGUGACACUUGUAGAAGGAGCAAUGGUUGGGCAUACUCCUAGGGGGAUGCAAAUAGCUCAAGACACCCUGGAAAAAAUGACUUCCAGAAAUUUCUUUUUGAAUCCAAGAAUGGGUAAUGAACUCCUCCUUGCGGCAUCAGGUGAAAAGACUGGUGGAUACACGACUGCUAACUACAUUUGGGACCUGAUGCAAGCUCGUAACAUUACCCCUUCCCUGCCCGCUGUGGAAGCCUAUUAUAAUGGUUUAAAGGAGCGCGAGAUACCUGCAGAUGACCCACGGCUCUUACUGGUCUCUCGGACAUAUGAAAAAAUGCGUCCCAGGUCUGGACCAGCCAGAUUAUCUUAGUUGGAAGGAUGCUGAUUUGGAAUAUUGCAUGUAAUAAUGACAUUUCCGUCUAUAUAUUAUCAAUGUUUCGAAAGAGUAGCUUUUCCUAUUAGAGUUGCAUGUGUCAGAAUUUUUACUGCUCUGCUCUGGCAUGAAUCCCUUGAUAUGUAAGAUCUUUCCUCCAUCUCCUCACAUUCCCAAGUUGUAGGUUUAGGCAUAGAAAGUGAUACAUUCCCAAGUGAUCCUUGUAAUGUUGUAAUGGAUGUGCAGGGUGAAGUAGUGAACCCUACUGGAUUUCUUUUAAUAGCCAAGCCAGAAUCCAUAAUGAUCUUCAGUGCAGGAUAAGAUUGCCCAAUAUUGUCUUUCCUGAUGAAGCAGCGAGAUCAGAGUUGUGACUUGUGAGAGAUCAAUUGCUUUGGAUCCCCUUGAAACUAAUUUUGAUUCUUCACCCUCAUAUUUGUUGCAUCACAAAGAAAGUUGCAGAUGAUCUGCUUGUGGCUUGACAUGGAUACACUGGUACACAGUUUGUCUUUAACAUGCCCAUGCUCGAUUGACAGCUUGUUAAGCAACCAUCUUUUACUCGACUCUUGUAUUAGGUUACUUUAGAGAAUGAUGGAUAACAUUUGAAUUAUUUCAUGUCAAUAUGUUCUGCCCCUGAGAGCUAUUACAAUGCAUAUCAAAGUGGUCUUUGAGAAAUCUAAAUUUUUGAAAUAAA